This is a messenger RNA of Fundulus heteroclitus (mummichog), 4040 nucleotides long. It is a transcript of the gene mtm1, whose product is annotated as myotubularin 1. Gene Ontology annotation, cellular component: plasma membrane. Gene Ontology annotation, biological process: negative regulation of autophagosome assembly; muscle cell cellular homeostasis; dephosphorylation. NCBI's taxonomy places the organism in Eukaryota, Metazoa, Chordata, Actinopteri, Cyprinodontiformes, Fundulidae. The record is from RefSeq and is a predicted model, not a curated record. Gene Ontology annotation, molecular function: phosphatidylinositol-3,5-bisphosphate 3-phosphatase activity.
CCAAACCAGCCAAUCGGAGCUGUGACAGUUCGGCACGUGACGCACAGUGAGUUGGUGCUGUGGCUGGAGGAGAACACAUCGACAUUUAGCCACAAAACAAUCGCACUUUUCAGACUGCCAGACAUUCUCUGAAGAUGGAAUUGUUGGCUGAUGUCUCUCUGCUUCCUGGAGAAGAUCGAAUUACAGAUCAGGAGAUCAUUUACAUGUGUCCAUUCAGUGGAGCUGUGAAAGGGAAAGUGUUGAUCACCAACUACAGACUCUACUUCAAGAGCUCAGAUGCUGACAUGAGGAAUUUGAGAUUUGCCCUGAAGCAGGAGGGCCACAGCAGGAGAGGCAUCUUUGAGACGCUCUUCAGAUUUGCCUUCCCUCUUUCACACGGUUUGCCUCUGUUUGCUUACUCGAAUCAGGAGAAAUAUGCUGAGAAUGGCUGGAACAUCUACAAAGCUAUGGAGGAGUUCAGACGUCAGGGCUUACCAAACAACAAGUGGCGUAUUACGUUCAUCAAUAGGAGUUAUGAGCUGUGUGACACAUACCCGACUGUCCUCGCUGUCCCCUUUAAAUGUAAAGAGGAUGACCUUAAAAGAGUGGCUGCCUUCCGGUCAAGAGGGCGCAUACCGGUUCUCUCAUGGAUCCACCGGGAAAACCAAGCAGUGAUUGUCCGCUGCAGUCAGCCCCUUGUUGGAAUGUCUGGUAAAAGAAAUAAAGAUGAUGAACGAUACCUGGACCUGAUCAGAGAGGCAAAUGACACCACAAAAAAACUCACCAUUUACGACGCUCGGCCCAACGUCAACGCAGUCGCCAACAAGGCCACUGGAGGGGGCUAUGAGGGCGAUGAAUACCUAAAUGCAGAGCUAGUCUUUCUGGACAUUCAGAAUAUUCAUGUCAUGAGGGAGUCGCUAAAGAAACUGAAAGACAUCGUCUACCCCCAUGUGGAGGAAUCCCACUGGCUGUCCAGUCUGGAGUCCACACACUGGUUAGAACACAUUAAGCUGGUGUUGUCGGGAGCCAUCCAAGUGGCUGACAAGGUUUGCAGUGGGAAUUCGGUGCUGGUCCAUUGUAGUGAUGGCUGGGACCGGACUGCACAGCUUACCUCACUGGCCAUGCUGAUGCUGGACAGCCACUAUCGCACUCUAAGGGGGUUCCAGGUCCUGAUUGAAAAGGAAUGGAUCAGCUUCGGUCACAAAUUUGCAUCGAGGAUAGGUCACGGUGACAAAAACCACGCGGACCAGGACAGGUCACCGAUAUUUGUUCAGUUCAUUGACUGUGUAUGGCAGAUGACCAGACAGUUUCCUACAGCCUUUGAGUUCAAUGAGCACCUCCUGCUCACCAUCCUGGAUCAUCUCUACAGCUGUCGCUUUGGGACUUUCCUCUACAACUGUGAGAGUGCACGAGACCACCAUGAGCUGAGAACCAAGACUGUGUCUCUGUGGUCUCUGGUCAACAGCAAGAUGGAUAUUUAUUUGAACCCCUUCUACACCCCCGAGUCUGGGCAGGUUCUCUACCCCGUGGCAAGCAUGCGCCACCUAGAGUUGUGGGUAACCUACUACAUCCGCUGGAACCCACGCAUAAGGCACCAGCAACAGAGUCCAGUGGAGCAGCGCUACAAGGAGCUUUUGGCCCUGAGAGAAGAAUACUUGAAGAAACUGGAGCAGCUCCAGUUGUCCGACACGUCUUCGUCCUGUCAGCUGGCUAACAGCAGCACCCCCAACACCACCUCAUCCACAGCCUCCACACCCUCACAGCAGUACACACACCUACACACUCCGCUCUAAGGGACGUUGUUGACAGACGGAAAGCAGAACCUCGUUUCAAUUGCACUGUUCAUGUCCUCUUUAUCUGUGUUCCUGUCUGACUUUGGUUCUAAAUCACACACACACUCACACACUCCGCACACAGGGGCUCAGUUUGGUUUUAGAAGCCCACCUUUGAGUAACAAAGAAUGUUAAUUCUUUCCGUCUUACCUGGACGUUUUGAAACGGCCGUUCUCCACACGGUGACGUCACACAGCAAAGCUUUGACGGCUAUCAAGGCUUGCAGUCUAAGGGCUCAACAGGACAGGACACACACAGCCUCUGCACGUCUGGUUUUCUAUAGUUUAUGGUUUAUCCUUAACCAUCCUUUAUUUUAACUUAAUUUAGUUCAUCACAAGCUUUUAACUACAUCAUUAUGAAUAAUGUAUUAACUGAUGGAGACUUAAGAUUAUUUCUGUAAACUGACAAGAGAACAGACAUUUUAGGGAAGCAGGCGUGUCCUCAGGCCGGUUACUUAGCAAGAAAAGUCAAAUUGUUGUGAGGUUAGGAAAGCUCGGCUCAUUUUCCCCUGAGCUCGGGUCUUGGUGUUUUGAGGUCUGCGAUAAUCCGGAGAUGCUGCUCCAGCGGUUCGUCUGCGGGUAGGUCCUUGUAAAUGCUGCACGCAGAGCAGGCCUGAACAGCAGGAGGUGCACUUUAGCAAAUUCUGCAUCAUCACCAGGGUUGGACAGGAAGUGCAUCCUACACACACAUAACUGCACUGCUUUUAUUUUUCUACAAGCUUAUUAAGGAUUUCCUGAGGUUAGUGUGCUAUUUUGGAGUAAAAGGACUUUCAGGGGUUUUGUUCAGUUCUACGGCCGUUUCUCAUCCCGGCGGCUUCCCUCCCGGCCACUGAACACAAAAUUCAAGAUGACAGCAGUGUGGAAGAAGCACGUUGGGACUUCAAAUGAAAGGGAACUGGUUACAUGUGCUUCGUGGGUAUUUUUACCAGAACAGGGAUGCUAGAGCUUCCACGCAGUAAGCAAAACGUAUCGAUGGGAGAUUUUUAUGGACAGUUGGAAAAGUUUCAGCCUCCAACAGCGUCACAGAUGAUAAUCUUGUUCAAGGGCCACAGGUUUGGUCUGAAAGGCUCUUCCCUAGCUGAGCUCUGCACUGAGAGCAGAACAGAAUAGGAAGAGCCCUUUUGUGAGGGAAUUCAGAAUCAGCUCCAGCCUAACAUUUAGAUAAGAGAUGAGUAAGAACUCUGUGAAGGCAACUGUUACAGUUUAUUUUCAGAUUGAUACGGACAUGUGGCGCUGGCCCCUGACCCUGGAUGAUCUCUUAGUUUUCUUUGAACACACUCAGGAUGAAGAAGCCAGCCCCGGCUCUUCGUCAUGUUAGCUCAGGUGUGGGAGAAGGAAACAAAUUUUUUCCACCAUCUCUGAAAACCUUCAUGAAAUAUGUACAUUUAUGCUACUCAAAUAACCCCCCUCCCCUUUUUUUAACUGGAAAUAAUUGUACAUGAUAAUUAAUUUAUUUUAAUACUUCCCAUUUUAUUACCCUAAUAUUGUUGGAGUGGCUUCUGGUUGUGUGAUGUUUGUUAGUCAGGUUUGUAUGUCAGGAAAACGCAGAGCAAUAACGCACUCACCCCUUUUCCUCUGUGGAAGUCCAGCUACAGGAUGUGCUGAUGACACUGAAUCUAGAAAGUAUUCCCAGCGUCUCGGUUUUUCUACCUUUUGUUUUUAUGUUUUGGCCUUAUUCCAAAUUGAUUCUGUAAUUGUUUUUCUCUCAACGUUCUCCAUACGAUACCCCAUAAUGAUAAAAAAAUGGUGCCCAUCUCCAGCUGCAUAAAACUGACCUGUCCAUAAGUGUUGACAGGCUUUGGUAUGAGAGUUAACUGUCCACUGUCACCACUUGCUCGUUAAGGAGGAGGCAUUGCUGCAAGUCAGUGACUCUAGGUAAUCCACUGGGUUUCCUUAGAUGGGAAACCCAUUUCAAUAAGAAACUGAUGGUUUUAAACCUGGGAUCCAACCAGAACGUAUUGGCUUUGAAUUGGCCUGUAUUAUUGGAGUGAAUGUGAAUUGUAGAACUUUAUUGCAAAGCGCCUUGAGACAUUUGUGAAUUGACAUUAUAUACAGAUAGACUGAAUAGAACUGAUUCCAUUCAAAGGUCUGCCAACAAAGUUUAUUUUUCUAAAAAAAAAAAUUGCUAAAGUGCUAUUGUUGUUUGUAGAUUAUUGAGCAAAAAAUGAAUUGAAUUAUGUCUUCAGUAUGACUGUAAUGUAACCAAACAGUAAAGACUUUCCUCAAGCUC